CGGAUCAACUGGCUACGAACACUGCACUGGCACGCCUGGCGUUGCUAGAGCUCGCUCAGAGGAUAAGAGACAUGCGCGCCAAGCUCGCGGUGCCCGUCGCCGGCGCCUCCCCUCGGCCACCGCGCUUACACCCCACGCGGCGCCAGUGCCACAGUCCGCCGCGCCGAGCGCCCAAACUCACCCGCUCCCUGCGCGACGGCAGAGGCGGCGGUGCACCGGCCCCGGCCCCGGCCCCGAGGCGGCGCGCCUGUCCCGCCGUCUGGGCCGCCCUCUUCGGCACGGGGUUCCUCCUGGGCCCGCUCCUCGAUGCCAUCCACUCCCGCGUCGGCCUACAGGUCUACGGCAAUGGCGCCCUCACCGUCGGCCCCCUCCGCACCCACAUCCUGGUUCCGCCCCUGCUCGGCGUGUUCUACCUCACCGUCGGCCUGCUACAACUGUUCUUGGACGAGAGGGCGCCCCAAAAAUCGAAGGCCACCGGGAGCCCGGAGAAGACGGCGACGUCGCUAUUUGUUCUUGCCAUGUUCAUCGAGCUGAGCGCGGAGCUGUACAGAGCAGGGGUGCCCAGCAACGUGGAGGCCUACGUCCUGUUCGCCGCCGCCGAGUUCGUGUGGUUGUUCCUCGACGGCUCCUGGCUCGGCUUCGCCGUCGCCUGCCUCGUCGGCACCGCCUGCCCGCUCGCCGAGAUCCCAUUGAUCAAAUUGCUUGGGUGCUGGAGCUAUCCGAACGCCGACGUCCACCUGCUCGGCGAGGGGCUGGUGAGCUGGACGACGACGUGCUACUUCGUGUACACCCCGUUCCUGGCGAACCUGGCGAGAUGGCUCAAGACACGGUUGGUGGACAGCGCGGGGAGAGACGACGAAGCAGCUCGGCCGUGACAACGGGAACAACAGCAUGUUCAUUUCCUGCUCGGUUAACCUGCAGAACUCCAAACUGAAACAUAUUUUACAACGUUCAGUCGAAAGACAGCCAGUGCAGAGAGGUAUGGAUAGUGCAUAUAACCUUUUUUACGGAGUAACAUCCCUGCCAAUUGUGCACCCUUGUAUAUUUGUUUUUCAAGAACGAAGUAUUUCAUUAAGGAGAGAAAGGAGUUUACAUGA
Molecule: messenger RNA, 1097 nt
Organism: Phragmites australis (common reed)
Lineage: Eukaryota; Viridiplantae; Streptophyta; Magnoliopsida; Poales; Poaceae
Exons: 5
Coding region: 72-875 (267 amino acids)
Source: RefSeq, a predicted model, not a curated record